Archocentrus centrarchus (flier cichlid) is the source of this 5049-nucleotide messenger RNA. RefSeq names its product Sad1 and UNC84 domain containing 1b (gene sun1b). Lineage: Eukaryota; Metazoa; Chordata; Actinopteri; Cichliformes; Cichlidae. Gene Ontology annotation, molecular function: protein-membrane adaptor activity. Bases 286 to 3480 code for a protein of 1064 amino acids. The transcript is spliced from 23 exons. Gene Ontology annotation, cellular component: nuclear envelope; meiotic nuclear membrane microtubule tethering complex. The record is from RefSeq and is a predicted model, not a curated record.
UUCUGGCUUUGUUACGCCCGGGAAGCCAUUUUGGAAAUCAGCUUGUUGUGCACUAGCAUAAUGCUCUGUCGCCACUUGCAAACUUUGGUAUCUUUCUGUAAGAAAACAACGUGAAGGAUUUGUGGGUCCGCAGCAAUAAAUAACCCUUUGGGGUUUCGUGCGUCGGGAUGCUGGCGGAAGUUUGCGCAUGUUCCCUGAUUGUGUGUGGAUCUUAUUCCUUUGGAUUACGCUCUUAAAGAAUAACAACAUACAUGGAGCCUAACCGCGCGGUCUAAACAAAGAAGAAUGAACAUGGAUUUUUCCCAGCUGCACACAUACACGCCACCACAGUGUGCUCCAGAGAACACCGGCUAUACUUACUCUCUCAGCUCCAGUUACUCCACAGCAGCAUUAGAGUUUGAGAAGGAGCACCAGAUAGCUCCUGUGUACGAGUCGCCCAGGAUGUCACGACGGAGCCUGCGUCUGCAGACCAGUGCCGGUCACUAUGGCAACGAGAGCCUGGCUGAUUACUCCCAGAACCGCAGCAGCAGCUACACCAGCACCAGGAGAGAGACACGAACGCUGCGGAGCAGAAAGCAACAGUCCAGUUCCAACUCCCUGUCUUUAUCCCUGAGCCAAGCCGCCACACCGAAGAAAACCCUCAGCUUCUCAGCUGCUAAUACCCCGAUUAACAGCAGCAGCAACUUUCAGCAAAGCAGCACGGCGUCUGAUGCCUCUGAGCUCACGGCCUUCCUGGACGAGCCACAUCUGAGGCAACGCACCAUCACUACCACCACAACAACCACUUCUGUGGACGGACACUGGGGCCAGAGUUCCAGCCACAGUUUAUCAAGUGUCAACGGCGAUGCCAGUACAUCGAAGUCCCACACCACGCUCUCUAAUGGCUUCAUCUGCAGAGACUGCUCUUUACACUCUCAGAAGAUGGACUCCUUUGUCACACGCUCUUCAUCAUCAUUAUCGUCGUCAUCUCAAGCUGCAGAAACCUCCACUGAUGCCCUCUCCUCCUCCUCCUCACCUUUCACCAGUAUUUACAGCAGAGACAGGAGUCGAAGGAACAAGACAGGUGUCCUGGCUUCUAUGUCUAACACGUGUAUACGCUACAGCAAACAAGCCUUGGCCCCCAUAAUGUCCUUAGUCACCCUGCUCUUCAACAGUGUGGUCUCGCUGCGUUCAAGGGCCAAGAGCCCAACAGGAAAAGGUGCCUUGACAUCGCUUUCAGACUCGGUGAGACAAGCGGCGUCCUCAAGCUUAUCCCAACUGUGGCUAUUAAAGCAGACCACUCUCCACAGGAUGAUGGGCCAUGGGGCUAAUGGAUAUGAAGGACAAGCUCACUCAAGUUUCUGUGGAAGCAUGAAUGUGAAGGAUCUGGUUACUGAAGAUGCAUCACAUCUUAAUCUCAAUGGCUCUCUGUGCGAUGACUGUAAAGGGAAGCAGGUCUCGGAGACACACACCGUCCUCCUCAAACAGUCCUCCAGGCCCCGCCGCCUGGCGGGGUCACUGUGGAGCAUCCUAGUUUAUGCAGGUCACUGCCUCCUUCAGCCCGGUUACUGUGUGGUGAGAGCAGGCAAAGCUUUAGGUUCAGGCGUUGGGACAGCAACACAAAGGUUCCUCUCAGUGUUCUGGAUGCUCCUGGCAGCUCCAGUGAAGGCAGGCAGAGGACUUCUGUGGUUUCUUGCAACAGGAUGGUAUCAGCUGGUGUCUCUCAUGUCUGUCCUCAAUGUCUUCUUUCUGACCCGAUGUCUUCCUAAACUCUGGAAGCUCCUGUUGUUGCUUUUGCUCCUUUUGCUCCUCCUUGCUUUGUGGUUUUGGGGCCCGUCCGCUGCUGCCCUGCUUGCCUACCUACCAGCCAUAAACCUAACAGAGUGGCGUCCUGCGUCUCCCUUCACCCUCUUGUCUAACUUGGUACCAGUUCCUGCUUCUGUCCCUGCACCAGAGACUCCACUGGAGCAGACCCCAGCCACCCCAAUCUCACAGGCACCACCAGUCCUUCCUCCUGUGGCAGUCUCUGAUGUAGAUUUGGAGCGUUUCGAACGUGUGGAGCGCCAGCUGGCCCUGUUGUGGGAACAAGUCCAGCAGGGUGACCGGAAGCAGGAGCAGCGCCAUGGGGACAUUUUGGGUCUCUACAGCACCCUGAGGGAGCAGCUCCAUGCACAGACCGACAGGGAGAGCCUGGGACUGUGGGUCUCCUCCCUGCUGGACCAGAGAAUCGGUGUCCUGCGAGGAGAGCUGGAGCAAGAGAAUACACAGAUAGCACAGAAUGCAGUGCUGCAAAAACAGCACCAAGAGAGUCAGGCAGCACGACUGGCUGAUUUAGAAUUACUGCUCAAAGCUCUGUCUGCCAAGACUGAGGAGGUGCAGCAGAAGCAGCAGCAGUACGAACAUGAAAAGGAGAAAAGAGAGAGCGAGGCUGUCACUUCAGCAGCAGAAACGGCUCCUGUGAGUGUGGGGGUGAAGCAGGAGGACCACGAUGCACUGCUAACAGAGGUGCAGAGACUUGAGGUAGAACUGAGUAAAAUCAGACAGGACCUGCAGGGCGUUGCAGGAUGCAAGGGCAAAUGUGAGCAGCUGGACACUCUGCAAGAAACAAUAUCAGCCCAGGUGUCCUCUCAGUUGCGUAAGGAGUUGCAGGCUCUGUUCUUUGGCGGUGGUGCGUCCGGAAAGGAGCAGGGCGAGGUUCCCGAGUCUCUGAUCCACUGGCUGUCCCAGCGCUACGUGAGCACACCUGACCUGCAGGCUUCCCUGGCCUCACUGGAGCUUCGCAUCCUGAGAAACAUAUCCCAGCAGCUGGAGGUCAACCAGGCCCAGACAGUGAGUGAGGCGGAGUCCAGAGCCAAGACCGUUCUUCAGACAGUAACUGGAACUGUUCAGCACACUUCUGCUGCUGAGGGACUGACAGAAGAGCAUGUGAAGCUGAUUGUCCAGAAUGCUCUGAAGCUCUACUCCCAGGAUCGGACAGGCCAGGUCGACUAUGCCCUGGAGUCUGGAGGCGGCAGCAUCCUCAGCACCCGCUGCUCUGAGACAUACGAGACCAAGACGGCCCUCAUGAGUCUGUUUGGCCUGCCGCUCUGGUACUUCUCCCAGUCUCCCCGUGUCGUCAUCCAGCCUGAUGUGUAUCCAGGAAACUGCUGGGCGUUUAAAGGCUCUCAGGGCUAUCUGGUGAUCCGGCUAUCCCUGAGGGUCCUGCCCACAUCCUUUGCUGUGGAGCACAUCCCCAAGACCCUCUCGCCAACCGGAAACAUCACCAGCGCCCCACGCAACUUCACUGUCUUUGGUCUAGACGAUGAAUACCAAGAAGAGGGAAAGCUGCUGGGGCACUACACAUACCAGGAAGAUGGGGAGUCACUGCAGCUCUUCCCCGUUACGGAGAAGAACGACAGGGCCUUCCAGAUCAUCGAAGUGAGGGUGUUGUCCAACUGGGGCCACCCAGAAUACACCUGCCUGUACCGCUUCAGAGUCCACGGAGAACCUAGACCUCAGUGAACCAACUAACCAACCGCCACCGCUAUACUUGCUCAUAUAUGAUAUGCCACCCCAUCUGUACAUAGCUCUCACCAACUUCUUUAAAACUGGAGGGACUCAGCAGGAGUUUAUGGAUGUUUUUGUAUGAAAAGCAAAGAAGAUGUGGAUUGUUUAAAGCAACGUGCCCAGACUGAGUCAUGAAAGUGCUUUUGUGUUAUUGAAAGAACCACAGGAACGUGAGGAUCGGGACUGUUAAAGAUUGAAAGAAUUUGAACCACAGAAGAAGCUAAGUCUCUCUACUACCCUUUUCAAGGCCUCUUGCACUGAAUCAGCCCCCUGAGGGCACCAAGGCUCGCAUGAGCCAACAAACACCCCCCCACCCCCCUUUGGCACCUUCUACGGGAUGGUGGACACUUGAAAUGGGGAGGCGGGAGUUACAGACUCAUCUCCACCAAUUCUUCACACACUGUAUUUCAGUCUGAUUUUUGUUCUUGAUCAUCUAAGUUUAACUUUGGUUUAUUUUUAACGUUUCACAGUAGCGUCUACUAUUUUCAGGAUCAAGACCACUGCACCUUUUUCCUGAGAUGCCAUCCAGGCACCUCACUUGCUUUUGUUGCUGUCAAGUCUCCACAGUGACUCCUACAGAACUGUUCGGGCAGCCUGCAGGUCCACACUCGACAUGUUAGAUCCACUCCACUCUAAGCUUGGCUUCAUGCUGCCAUAUAGCCAUAACUAAGACUUUUAUUUUGGAACUGAACAUGCUACCUAUGGAGAAGCUUUGAAUGUUUUCUCAAGUGGAGGCUUUGAUGCAAGUUUUCCUUUAACUACACAGCAACACUAUAAAACCACUGACCUGAGCUCUGUGUGACUAAAGUAUUAGGAGGAUCCUCACUAUAUGUCUGAUCUGAAACUACCAUUUAAUGUUGAACUACUCCUGUCAAUAAGAGUUUGCUGUUUCAGUCUCCCUCUAGCUCAGUUAAACAUCCUCCUCACAUGAGCUCCCGCUAUUCUGAAAACCCUGAAGGAAUGUAAUCUGUAUAUUUUACUGUUGAUAGCUGAUCCGCUGAUACUUUAUAAUAUCUCCUUUUAUCAGUGUUGCUUUAUAAAAAAAAACAAAAAAAUCCUGUCAUUAUUAUUAUUGUAUUACUAUUAUUUCUUCUGUUACUUGUGGUGUUUUACUUCUUUCUUCAUUUGAUUUUUGGGGAUGUUAAUUUUAGAGGAUGCACUGCAAGAUCUUGUUAGACAAAUGUUUAUGGCACGGGUUUUCACAAUAUUUUUUAAAAUUGGGGUUUGUCAUCAACUUUUGGUUCAAAAUAUGGGCAAGUCUAAAAUGUUAUGUGUAAAAGCAAAAUUUUUCACACCUAUUUAUUAACAAGUCAACUAGUGGCUGCAAGGUAUGAGUUACUGCAAUGUAUAUUUUGUUAAAAGCUGUUCAGUGCAUUUUGGAACCAUCUUAGGUUUUUUUUUUUGUUGUUUUUUUAAAGAUAAAUGGCUAUUUUUGUUCAGUCAUGAGAUGACUUAACUGCUUUGGAAUAUAUUCCAAUAAAGACUUUAAUUUUGAAGAAAUAAAAACAUCAUGGCUAAAAAUUA